Messenger RNA from Ceutorhynchus assimilis (cabbage seed weevil), 1520 nucleotides. The record is from the annotation of a GenBank genome assembly. Lineage: Eukaryota; Metazoa; Arthropoda; Insecta; Coleoptera; Curculionidae.
AAGUGUCAAAGGUCAUGUCAAGUUCUUCUCUUUUUGGUCAUUAAAAAAUCUAUACGAAAUUUUCCAACACAAAAAUCGCCCCAUAAAGUCACAAAAUGUCCUCUCUAAACGAUAUUUAUUCGGAAAACAGUUCUUACAGCACACCAAGCCAUUUACCAGCAGGCCAAUUCAAAACUUUACCAUCACCCUACUUAAACUUCGAUCCUGGCUACUUGCCUCAGACACAGCCCGAAUUCAUAUUUUUGGAUGGGGGCAGUAAACAAAGAGGCCGCUUCGAACUGGCAUUCGGACAAAUUGGAGGAUCAUGUAUGAUUGGGGCUGGUUUGGGAGGUGCUUCCGGGUUUUAUAACGGCCUCAGAGCUACUACUUUGGCUGGACAGACUGGGAAAUUACGACGAACACAAUUACUAAACCAUAUAAUGAAAAAAGGUAGUGCCACAGCAAACACAUUUGGCAGCGUAGCAGUAAUUUAUUCAGCUUUUGGAGUGAUUUUGUCAUGGGCCAGAGGCACAGACGACGAUCUCAAUACAAUUACAGCAGCCACAGCUACAGGUCUCUUGUACAAAUCUACAGCUGGUCUGAAAAGAUGUGGUAUGGGCGGAGCCAUUGGCCUAGGAGCUUCACUUAUAAUAGCGAUAUGGAAUAACAGAGACAAAGUUACAAAUCUAGGACAUUAUAAUCCAGCGCGAAGGUAAAAAAUCGUCAGAGAUAGAUGAAAAUGCCAGAGAAACCCUGAAAAAAACCUUCCAAAAUUGUAAAUAUUUAUAUUAGGUAUUUAAUUAUUGUAAAUUUUAAAAUAAAUGAUUUUUUUUUCUUGAAAUUUAAAGUUUUCUUGGGUAAAUAAUGCACCCUGCUAUGUAUAACAAUAUUUAAUUUAUUUUGCACUAAGCUGGCAGAUUGUGUAUCACCUUAUACAUCCUUGGCAAAAUAGUAGAAACUGCCCAUAUUUACAAAAUUAAUUGAAUAACUAACUAAAACUAGACUACAAAUUACGAAAGAAAAACAAUUAAUUAUUGUUCAGUUUAGGUUACAUAUUUGUUUGCUCUCGUUGAAUUCUUAAACUAUAGGCUUUUGAUACUAAGUUCCAGGAGUCCAUAUACCUAUCCAUACACAUUGCAACGCAUUUCUAAAAAAAAAAGAAAUAUAUACACAUCAAUGGAAAUUGCUAAAUCUGGGAGUUAAAACGUUUACCUGCUCUGAACUAUCCAGUGAAGUUCCAGGCUUGGAUAUACACUUCUUAAAACAUUUCUCAGUCAUUUUCUACAAAAACAAAUCAAGAUAAUAUGGAAAAAAAUCUCUGAAGGUUUUUAUUGAGUCCAAAACUUACAGUGAGCAAUUCCUGUGCAUUAGCCACCGCUAUUUGUUGCUUUACUUGGUCCAUUAGCUCGUCCUUUUGGGCACCACUUAAGCCUGAAACCCCAUCCAUGGUGGUUGAUUUUAAUUGAUAUCUACAAUUUUUUAUUUAAAAAUCGUGUUGAUUGGAAAAUUCGGCCUGUUUUAUAAUUUUGAGGUUAGAUGUU